Molecule: messenger RNA, 3689 nt
Organism: Anguilla rostrata (American eel)
Lineage: Eukaryota; Metazoa; Chordata; Actinopteri; Anguilliformes; Anguillidae
Exons: 4
Coding region: 172-2442 (756 amino acids)
Biological process (GO): regulation of transcription by RNA polymerase II; microtubule cytoskeleton organization
Cellular component (GO): transcription regulator complex; chromatin; microtubule
Molecular function (GO): microtubule binding; calmodulin binding; DNA-binding transcription factor activity, RNA polymerase II-specific
Source: RefSeq, a predicted model, not a curated record
UGCGUAACGUCCUGACGUAAUACGCAGUCCUAUUGGAGUCUCUGCACGGUCACGCACUCGAGGAAUGUGGUGUUCGAUCAAGAUUCCAAAGACCACGUUGUACGUUGGAGGAAAACGCUGGUGUGGAUUGUUUUCAAAUGGUAAACCUAAUCUCUCGAACCGAGAGGAAAGAUGUCUGGAAGCAUGUCUGAUUCCGUGUCCGUUUUCCAAACCCAAGUUGCUUCUGUUUUGGAGGUCUUGCUUAACGUUGCAGUGGUGGAAAUAACCAAACUUUUCGAGAGCGGCUGUGUUGCGUCUGAGGGCAGUGGUGUUUCGGGUGCGAGGACAACCCCCAAGACGCCACUGUCUGUGCAGGACGAACUAAGAACAAGAGCUGAAUCUGUGCUGGGAAAUUUAAGAAAACAUAUACACAGCGCUGGAAUACGAGUCAGAGACGCUUCUGAUGGGGAGCAGGCCUUCCCUUCAGCCGAGGGCGGGGCUGUGUUUUGGGAGGAGGGUGGGGAACACACGAACACCUCCCGAACUGCGGUCGUGAAGGUAGAAGGACCGCCGUCCAUUGCCGUGGAAUGCCAGCUGGCUGGCGCGCAGCAGUGGGAGUCGUCCCCCUCAGCGGUGCCCCCCGCAGGCCGGAGUGAUAAUACGGGCGGCGUUGUCACGGCAACGGGCUCGGCGGAGUCUGGAGCCCAGGGAGCUGUGGAGGAAGAGAAUUCUUUCCCGAAACAGAAGUGCUCUGAAGAAGACCCUCGCCCGCAGCCCACACCUGAGGGGUCAGAACAGGACGCACGGGUCACACCUGUGAAAGAAGAACCUGUGACACUGCCCAUACCUGUAAAAGAGGGUGGGUUUACUGAACUCACACCUGUAAAAGAGGGCGUAGUUACUGAAUUCACACCUGUAAAAAAUGAGGGCGGAGUUACUGAAUUCACACCUGUUGAAGAGGGUGGGGUUAUAGAACCCACACCUGUAAAAGAGGGCGGAGUUACUGAAUUCACACCUGUUGAAGAGGGUGGGGUUAUAGAACCCACACCUGUAAAAGAGGGCGGAGUUACUGAAUCCACACCUGUAAAAGAGGGAGGGGUUAUAGAACCCACACCUGUAAAAGAGGGCGGAGUUACUGAAUCCACACCUGUAAAAGAGGGCGGGGUUACUGAACUCACACCUGUAAAAGAGGGAGGGGUUAUAGAACCCACACCUGCAAAAGAGGGCGGAGUUACUGAAUUCACACCUGUUGAAGAGGGUGGGGUUAUAGAACCCACACCUGUAAAAGAGGGCGGAGUUACUGAAUCCACACCUGUAAAAGAGGGAGGGGUUAUAGAACCCACACCUGUAAAAGAGGGCGGAGUUACUGAAUCCACACCUGUAAAAGAGGGUGGGGUUACUGAACUCACACCUGUAAAAGAGGGAGGGGUUAUAGAACCCACACCUGCAAAAGAGGGCGGAGUUACUGAAUUCAAACCUGUUGAAGAGGGUGGGGUUACAGAAUUCACACCUGUUGAAGAGGGAGGGGUUAUAGAACCCACACCUGCAAAAGAGGGUAGAGUUACUGAAUCCACACCUGUAAAAGAGGGAGGGGUGACAGAAGUCUCACCUGUAAAAGGGGGUGGGGUUACAGAGCCCACACCUGCAGAAAGGGGCGGGGUAGCGCAGCCCUCUCCUGUGAAGGGCCGGAGGAAACGCAAGGCGGGGCCGGGCCCCGUGCCGCGGGGCUCCCGGCCCUGUAAGGCCCCGCGCGACCCGGGCCCCGCGCUGGCCCCUCCCCCUCGGGGCGCGGCCGUGGAGCGGGCGGGCGCGUGCGGGGGAGAGCGGACGCUGAGGCCCUGCUCCGUGCGCCUGGUGAACGUCCUGCUGAUCUUCGGCGGCGGGGGGCGGGGCCAGGCGGGCCGGGGCAGGAAGGGCGCGUCGCCCCUGCCCAAGGACCUGCGGCCGCACCAGCGCCUGCACACGGGCAAGCGGCCCUGCUGCUUCACCGCCUGCGGCAACGGCGUGUGGCGGCUGCAGUCCCGCGCCCACGCCUGCCAGCUCUGCGGCAAGAAGUUCAAGCGGCGCAAGGUGCUGAAGCGGCACCAGCGCUUCCACACGGGCGAGCGGCCCUACAGCUGCCCGCACUGCCGCAAGGCCUUCGCCCUGCGCAAGAACCUGCGGCGGCACGAGCGCUUCCACACCGGCGAGCGGCCGCACCGCUGCGCCAGCUGCGGCAAGGGCUUCCGGCUCCGCGCCAACCUCAAGAGCCACCUGCGCUUCCACACGGGCGAGCGGCCCUAUGGCUGCCCGCUCUGCGCCAGGCGCUUCCGAGUGCUCCGAAACCUGCGGAGGCACCAGGCCGCGCACGAGGGCGGCGCGGGGCCGCCGGCGGCAAUGGCAAUGGCGGUGGCAGUGGCGGCGGCAGCGGAGGCGGAGGCAGCGGCGGCGCCGAGGGCGGACCGACGGGCGGAGACACCGUAGAGAGUGAGAGAGAGAGAGAGAGAGAGAGAGAGAGAGAGAGAGACUUCCUCCUCCUCCUCCUCUCUCUCCCAGUGUUGGGCGGGCGAACACUCCCGCUCUCUCAUGAGAGCACUACCUCUGAGCUGAAACCACUAAUCCUGUCCGGAGUGGGGUCGUCCUGCCCUGCCUGGUCUUUUUAAAGAGGCGGUUUGACUGGUUUGACUGGAGCCCACGGCGGGCCGUGUACAGAAGGAGAAAACCUUGUUCAUCCGAAACUGCUGAAAGCUCCCGCUGUCGUCCGACGACCACGUGCGUUUCAUUGUGAAUUUUAACGGUCUGUGGAGGCGGCAAAGCAAGGGGUGCGCAACUCCGGUCCUGGAGGGUUUUUGGUCUACGCGCGGGUUUUCGUUACAGCCACGUUCCUUAGUUUCGCUUUUCUGACCGCUCUGUAAACCGCGCUGCUUCGCUCCUGUGCGUGAGCACGGGGAAAUGUUUCGGGUACACGUUGGAGUCGGUGCUCAUACGGAUGUCAGGUCAAUGUGUGAUUGCGCUAAUGUUUAAAAAGCAGAAGUUGGAACUGCCCUUGCUGUGCCACCCAUGUGUUAAAGCCCGUUUGACGUUUUACGCACCCACAUUCAGCUAAUCCAGAUUCAUGCAGAGUCAGGAACGGUGGAAAAACUACUGGUCUCAGUGGCAGCUAAUAAACAAAACAAACAAACAAACAAAAAAAGUGAAAUGGAGACUUUCUUCAGGAGUGACCGCUCCCAAACUCACCAGACUGACCGUGAUUUGCAGCUAUCUGCUCUGAUGUUACUCUGCAUUUGCAAACCCCGCCUCCUUCGUGCCUUGAUUGGUUGAACCUAGAGACUAAUCUUUUUCAAUAGCAUUAUGGUAAAAUGAGCGGGACUUCAUUUGAGGAUAGGUUGGGGUGGGGAGGGGGAGGGGGAGGUGGGGGUCUGCAGAGAUUAAACCCUUUGCUCACACUAAGCCCACAGUUCAGUAUUAAAUAUUUACGAUCAACUGUCGACUUCAAAUGUUUACUGUCAAAACUGGCAAAUUAAGUGCUUGUCAUCUAUCUUUUUUUUUUACAAGUGUUUUAAUACAGAUCUGUAGACGUGUAAGGUUUUUUAAAGGUGUGUAUCCUUUUUAGUUACUACUGUAGAUACUCUUUCAGUUAUCUAACUCUGCGCACACGUUUUCUUCCUUCCUUUUCUUCCCACUUGUGCUACUGUUUCAUUAAUAAAUACCCUGUGUUCUCACGCUUGUUA